AUGGCAGAGAAGGACACUGUAGAGAAGUUCCUUGACAACAACCCACAGUUUGCUAAGGAGUACUACGACAAGAAAGUCAAGGCAGAUGUGAUCACUGCUGCCUUCAACAACCAGGUCCAGGUCAAAGACCCAGCUUCUUACAAGGAUGUCAGCACCAUCCAGGAGGCUGAGUUCAUAUUUGAGCUCAUAAAGGAGAUGCAGGGCACCAACCCGAUGGAAAAGGCCCUGCAUACAAUUCUCCAAAGGAUUGCUCUGCUGAUCCAGGCCGAUCGCUGCAGCUACUGGGGCUACAGGGCUCGUAACGGAGCACCUGAGCUUACCUCGAUCCUCUUCGAUGUGUCACACAAUUCUCCCUUUGACAGGAACAUAGUGAAUCCCAACGUGGAGAUUGUUUUUCCCACCGACAUGGGGAUUGUUGGAUGGACGGCACACACCAAGAAGCCUCAGAUUGUUGCUGAUGUUAAGAAGAACAAUCAUUUCAGUGACUUUGUGGAUAAACAGACCAAAUAUACCACCAAAUGCAUGGUUGUGGCUCCUCUAAUGUGUGAUAAGGAACCCAUCGGUGUUGUAAUGGCACUAAACAAACAAGGUGCUGAUGAAUUUUCAAAGGGUGAUCAGGAGCUCUUCACUAAAUAUGUGAACUUUGCUAAUGUGGUCGCUCUCCAAGCACACACUUCUUUCAUGUGGGAUGUAGAGUCCAGGAGAAGCCAGGUGUUGCUGUGGUCAGCCAGCAAAGUCUUUGAAGAGUUGACGGAUAUUGAGAGGCAGUUUCACAAAGCCUUGUACACAGUGAGGACAUUUAUCAAGUGUGAGAGAUACUCUGUGGGACUCCUUGACAUGACCAAAGAAAAGGAAUUCUUCGAUGAGUGGCAAGUCAAACUGGGAGAUGUGGAGCCAUACAAAGGCCCCAAGACACCUGAUGGCAGAGAAAUCAACUUCUACAAGAUUAUUGACUACUUGCUUGAAGACAAAGAAGAGAUUAAAGUUAUUCCCGGCCCUCCUGCCGACCACUGGGCUCUGGUCAGCGGACUCCCAGCAUAUGUGGCUGAGAAUGGAUUUAUCUGCAACAUGAUGAAUGCUGCAGCAGAUGACUACUUCAAAUUUCAGAGAGAAGCGGUGGAUGAGACUGGGUGGAAGAUCAAGAAUGUCCUCUCCCUCCCCAUCGUCAACAAAAAGGAAGAAAUUGUUGGUGUUGCCACUUUCUUCAACAGAAAAGACGGCAAACCAUUUGACGAGAAUGAUGAACAAAUUACAGAAGCUCUCACCCAGUUCCUCGGCUGGUCGACCCUGAACAGUGACACGUACGACAAACUGAACAGGACAGAGUGGAGGAAAGAUAUUGCCCAGGAAAUGCUCAUGUACCAGACAACCGCCACACUAAAUGACGUGCAGGAUAUUCUGAACACUCAAGACAAGUUUGGCUCUGCACCAGAGGACUGUGACCAGAAGGAGAUGUACAAACUGUUGAGAGCCAACAUCCCCGACGCCAAGAAGGUGGAGCUUCAUGAGUUCCGCUUCAGUGACUUCCCCUUGUCAGAGCUGGAACUCAUCAAGUGUGGCAUCCGCUGCUUCUUUGAGCUCGGAGUGGUGGAGAAGUUCAAAGUCCCAGCUGAGAUCCUGACACGAUGGAUGUUCACUGUCCGCAGGGGAUACCGUGACAUCACCUACCACAACUGGAGGCACGGCUUCAACGUUGGACAGACCAUGUUCACCCUGCUGCUAACAGGUAAACUGAAGAAGUAUUACUCCGAUCUCGAGGCCUUUGCCAUGGUUGCUGCCGGAUUCUGCCAUGAUAUUGACCACAGAGGAACCAACAAUCUCUACCAGACAAAGAGUUUAUCCCCACUGGCAAAACUGCACAGCUCCUCAAUUAUGGAGCGGCAUCACCUUGAGUACAGUAAGACACUGAUGGAGAAUGAGAACCUGAAUAUCUUCCAAAACCUUCAAAAGCGUCAGUUUGAGACGGUGCAGCAUCUGUUCGAAGUUUGCAUUAUUGCCACUGAUCUCGCCCUCUAUUUCAAGAAGAGAACGCUGUUCCAAAACAUUGUUGGAGCUAUGGAGGGGAUUCCAGAUGAGAAAGACAAGAUCAACUACGUCUCCAACAAUCCAACCAGGAAGGAAAUCAUCAUGGCAAUGAUGAUGACGGCUUGCGACCUGUCAGCCAUUACAAAGCCAUGGGAAGUUCAGAGCAAGGUCGCUCUAAUGGUGGCUGCAGAAUUUUGGGAGCAGGGAGACCUUGAAAGGACAGUCCUUGACCAGCAGCCUAUUCCAAUGAUGGACAGAAAUCAUGCUGAUGAGCUGCCUAAGAUGCAGUGUGGUUUCAUUGACUUUGUCUGCUCUUUUGUGUACAAGGAGUUUUCUCGAUUCCAUGUAGAGAUCACUCCCAUGUUCGAUGGCCUGACUAUCAACAGGGCCGAGUGGAGAGCUCGCGCAGAUGUCCACGAGGCCAAGUUGAAGGCUAUCGAAGACGAGAAGAAAAAGCUGGAAGGUGGAAAUGAACAAGAUGGUGGGAAGUCAAAGACGUGCGUCGUCAGUUAG
This is a messenger RNA of Anoplopoma fimbria (sablefish), 2538 nucleotides long. RefSeq names its product cone cGMP-specific 3',5'-cyclic phosphodiesterase subunit alpha'-like. Gene Ontology annotation, biological process: signal transduction; visual perception. The record is from RefSeq and is a predicted model, not a curated record. The transcript has 22 exons. Gene Ontology annotation, molecular function: 3',5'-cyclic-nucleotide phosphodiesterase activity; protein binding. Lineage: Eukaryota; Metazoa; Chordata; Actinopteri; Perciformes; Anoplopomatidae. Bases 1 to 2538 code for a protein of 845 amino acids.